AGUGCCAUUCCCAUUUCUGUUUUUUUCCCAAAACCCAAUAAUUCCCUAGAUUUUUGUUAUGCUGCAGACCCACACCGGUCCACCACCCUUAUUUUUUCAUCAUAAAAUAUUUAUAGACAACUUUUGAGAUACAUAUAAAAAAAAACCAUUUUUCAUAAUUUUUCUCUAUUUAUUUUCUGUAAAUAUACCCCACAUAAGGUAGACACAGUUUGAACAAGGGGUAAAGUUGAGGCUGUGACACUGAAGCCACCCUCUAUAUAUCAAGAUCCAGUUUGUCCUUGAUUCUCAAUCUCACACAGCUCGCAACCCCAAAAUUUUCUCUCAACCAAUUUCAAUUCUAAACCAAACAUGGGAAGGGUUUCCCCUCUUUUCUUGCUUCUCUCUGUACUCUAUAUUGCAGGCAUAGCCAAGUUGACAAUUGCAAGUCCCAGCAAUUUCAUAAAGUCCUCUUGCAGCACCACUCAAUACCCAGCUUUGUGUGUUGAGUCUCUCUCAGUCUAUGCCACCACCAUCCAACAAGACCCUCACCAAUUAGUCCAAACAGCCUUGUCAGUGAGCCUCAACAGGACUGAGUCCACCAAGGCCUUUGUCACAAAGUGCAACAAAUUUAGGGGCCUAAAACCAAGAGAAUAUGCUGCCUUACAUGAUUGUGCUGAAGAAAUUAGUGAUAGUGUGGACAGGCUAAGCCGUUCACUCAAGGAGCUGAAACUGUGCAAUGUCAAAGGUGAGGAUUUCAAUUGGCACAUAAGCAAUGUUGAGACAUGGGUCAGUUCUGCCUUGACUGAUGAAAGCACUUGCAGUGAUGGGUUUGCUGGAAAUGCCCUUAAUGGGAAAAUCAAGGCUUCAAUUAGAGCUAAAAUGGUGAAUGUUGCUCAGGUCACUAGUAAUGCUCUUGCACUCAUUAAUCAAUAUGCUGCAAAACACUAGGGAGCUUGUCGUACAAGAGUCCCAACGGUUUUUGCUUUGUGCGUUUGAGGAAAUGAGGAACAUCACCUCUUUGUGGUUCCUUUUGUGUUUUAUGUGAUGUAUGAUAGUGAAAUCCAGAUAGAAAAUAUGCAGAUCUUUGUUAUGCUUUUCAAAUGUGAAAUAUGAAAGAGUUCCGUUUUAGUUUGCUAUUCUCGUUUCUCUUCUCAACUUCUAAUUCACGAUAGUAACAUUGCUA
This is a messenger RNA of Abrus precatorius (Indian licorice), 1162 nucleotides long. Its product is annotated as 21 kDa protein-like. Lineage: Eukaryota; Viridiplantae; Streptophyta; Magnoliopsida; Fabales; Fabaceae. The transcript has a single exon. Gene Ontology annotation, molecular function: enzyme inhibitor activity. The coding region runs from base 349 to 927 and encodes 192 amino acids. The record is from RefSeq and is a predicted model, not a curated record. Gene Ontology annotation, biological process: negative regulation of catalytic activity.